Closterium sp. NIES-65 is the source of this 3345-nucleotide messenger RNA. The record is from the annotation of a GenBank genome assembly. NCBI's taxonomy places the organism in Eukaryota, Viridiplantae, Streptophyta, Zygnematophyceae, Desmidiales, Closteriaceae.
AUGUCAGGAUGGGGAAAGAAAGCGCGGACGGAGGGAGGAGGACAAUCCGACCUUGGAAUUGCCGGGGAUCAUGGGAUUGCCGUGGCGCCGUACCAGCUUGGCGGAAGGCGCUGGUAUUCCGCUUUUCGUGGGAUGGAGGGGUCUGUGGUCGGAGGUCUCGGCUGUGCUGAUUCACGACAGGUCCACAUGCCACGUCACAGCUCCGUUUUAUCCCGACGCCUCUCCUCCACGACGCCCCCUCCUCCUGAAGAACCCAAGCCGAAAAACUACGAGCACUACUACCCCAAGAGGAAGGCAGAGGAAGAGGGACGUCCCGCUGCUGCUGCUCAGACGCCAGGCGAGAAACCUCAAGCCAGCGGGCCCCAGCAGGAAGCAGCAACAGCAGGCGGAGCAGGAGGUGCAGGAGGAGGAGAGGGGGGAGAUGGCAAGAAGGCAGACAGUAGCAGCGGCGGCAGUGAGGACGGCAACAAGAAAGGGCAGAACUUUUGGGAUGAGGCGUUUCCUAAGGACUUUCAGAACAGCCUUUACCCGCUGCUAUCCGCGGCGUUUUUCCUGUCACUCACGUCGAUGCUAACGAGUGAUGCGAGCAGCGAGGCGGUGGAGAUCAGCUUCCAGGAGUUCAAGAACGAGCUGCUGGAGAAGGGGCUCGUAGCCAAGGUGGAGAUCGUCAAUCGCAGCAAGGCCAAGGUCUACGUGUAUACCAACCGCCGCCCUGGGGCCGUUUCUGGUGCUGGUGCAGCUGCUGGUGCUGCUGGUGCUGCUGCUGGUGGUGUUGCUGGUGCGAGGGGCAAGGGGAGUGCGACGGGUGCUAGUGACGGUGUUGGGGAGGGUUAUGACGGGGAUGGAGAUGUGAUGUACUUUGAUGAUAAGCACGGGGAGUUUGACGGGCAUCAGCAGGGGGAGGCGGCGCAGGGGCGGGGGGAGGGGGGGUUGGGGGGAGGGGGAGGGGCGCGGGGGGGGAGGCAGCGGCGGAGGCAGGUGGAGCAGAUGGCGGCCUACCGGUAUUACUUCCAAAUUGGCAGCGUUGACUCGUUUGAACGCAAGCUGGAUGACGCUCAGAACGCCAUGGGCACUGACGGCCACAGCAGGAUUCCAGUGACUUAUGCUUCUGAGGUGAGCUGGCAACAGGAGCUGCUGCGUCUGCUCCCCACCGCCCUCAUCAUCGCUGCCUGGAUCUAUUUCAGCCGCGGCCUGCAGUCCGGCUUCGGCAUGGGCGGCAUGGGCGGCCCGGGCGGCGCGGGCGGUGCCAAGGGGAUCUUCAACGUGGGAAAAGCAGCCGUGACAAAAAUGGACAAGCACAGCAAGAACAAGGUCUACUUUCGAGACGUCGCAGGGUGCGACGAAGCCAAACAAGAGGUCAUGGAAUUUGUACACUUUUUGAAAAACCCCGCUAAGUACCAGGCGCUCGGGGCGAAGAUCCCAAGGGGAGCGCUGCUGGUGGGGCCGCCAGGCACGGGGAAGACGCUGCUGGCCAAGGCGACGGCGGGGGAGGCGGACGUGCCGUUUCUGUCCAUCUCUGGGUCGGAUUUCAUGGAGAUGUUUGUGGGCGUGGGGCCGUCCCGCGUGAGAGAUCUCUUUGCUCAGGCUCGUGCCUGCAGCCCGAGCAUUAUCUUCAUUGAUGAGAUUGACGCCGUUGGCAGGGCCAGGGGCCGCGGGGGGUUUGCCGGGGGUAAUGAUGAGCGGGAGAAUACGUUGAACCAGCUGCUGGUGGAGAUGGAUGGGUUUACUACUACGUCAGGGGUUGUGGUUCUCGCAGGGACGAACCGGCCGGAUAUUCUUGAUCCCGCGCUGCUGCGGCCGGGCCGUUUCGACCGUCAGAUCACGAUUGAUCGCCCGGACAUCAAGGGCCGGGAGCAGAUCUUCCGGAUUUACCUGAGUCGGGUCAGGUUGGAUAAGGAGGUGGAGUUUUACUCGCAGCGGAUGGCGGCGCUGACGCCGGGGUUUGCGGGCGCGGACAUUGCGAACGUGGUGAAUGAGGCAGCGCUCAUGGCGGCAAGGAAUGACCGCGAGGUGAUCCUGAUGCAGGACUUUGAAUCGGCGGUGGACCGCGUGAUUGGCGGGCUGGAGAAGAAGGGCAAGGUCAUAAGCGCUACAGAGCGCCGCACAGUGGCAUACCAUGAGGCGGGGCAUGCGGUGGUGGCAUGGUUCCUGCAGCACACGGAGCCGCUGCUCAAGGUGUCCAUCGUGCCACGUGGCACCGCGGCAUUGGGCUUCGCACAGUACCUGCCGAAUGAGAAUUUGCUGAUGACCAAGGACCAGCUCAUCGACAUGACUUGCAUGGCUCUUGGAGGGAGGGCAGCCGAGCAGGACCAGCUCAUCGACAUGACUUGCAAGGCUCUUGGAGGGAGGGCGGCUGAGCAGGUGACUGAGCAGGUGGGAUGGUUCUUGCCCGGCUUCCACUGCCCUUCUAUCCUGCCGUAUGCUUGCCCCUCACCUGCCCCUCACCUGCCCCUCACCUGCCCCUCACCUGCCCCUCACCUGCCCCUCACCUGCCCCUCACCUGCCCCUCACCUGCCCCUCACCUGCCCCUCACCUGCCCCUCACCUGCCCCUCACCUGCCCCUCACCUGCCCCUCACCUGCCCCUCACCUGCCCCUCACCUGCCCCUCACCUGCCCCUCACCUGCCCCUCACCUGCCCCUCACCUGCCCCCCGCCUGCCCCUCACCUGCCCCUCACCUUCACCUUAUCUGCCCCUCACCUGCCCCCUGCCCCUCACCUUCACCUUAUCUGCCCUUCACCCUGCCCCACGCCCCACCUUCCUUUCAUCCUUUUCCUCAGGUGCUACUGGGCAGUGUGUCAACAGGAGCACAGAACGACCUGGAGCGAGUGACCAAGACGACCUACAACCGCGUUGCCGUGUACGGCUUCAGUGACAAGCUCGGCCUGCUCUCCUUCCCCAAGGCCACCAACAGCGAGGGCCUCGAGGGCCUCUCCAAGCCCUACAGCAAUGAGACGGCCGAUCUGAUCGACACCGAGGUGCGGGAGGCGGUGGACUCGGCGUAUAGGAGGACGCUAGAGCUGAUGGAGAAGCACCGGGAGGGGGUGGCGGCGGUGGCGGAGGAGUUGCUGGUGAAGGAGGUGCUGCAUCAGGAGGACCUGGUGAGGCUGCUGGGGCCGCGGCCGUUUAAGAAUGCGGAGAUGAGUAACUACGAGCGGUUCGUGCAUGGGUUUGAAGGAGGGAUGACGGACGGGGAAGGAGAGGGGAAGAAGGAGGAGGGGGAGGGGGAAGGGGAGAGAGGGGGGUAUGGGGUGGAAGGGGCGCCGGCGCUGGCAGUGGUGGGGAGAGAUGGGUGGAAUGCGGAGGAGAAGAACGAUGGGAAGAGCAUUUCUGGUAUUAGAUUGUGA